This is a messenger RNA of Dromiciops gliroides (monito del monte), 909 nucleotides long. RefSeq names its product ribose-5-phosphate isomerase-like. Gene Ontology annotation, molecular function: ribose-5-phosphate isomerase activity. Gene Ontology annotation, cellular component: intracellular membrane-bounded organelle. Bases 1 to 909 code for a protein of 302 amino acids. NCBI's taxonomy places the organism in Eukaryota, Metazoa, Chordata, Mammalia, Microbiotheria, Microbiotheriidae. The record is from RefSeq and is a predicted model, not a curated record. Gene Ontology annotation, biological process: pentose-phosphate shunt, non-oxidative branch; D-ribose metabolic process. The transcript has 3 exons.
AUGACCAAACAAAGGAGCAACUUGUACACUGAUAAUUCCCAAGUGUCAAGUAGUGUGUGGCUGAGGCUGUGGUUACUAUUUCAGAAUGGCUUGCCCCUAAGUCACCUAGACCGACACCAAGAGCUCGAUAUUGCUAUUGAUGGUGAUGAUGAGGUAGAUGCUGACCUCAAUCUCAUCAGAGGGGCUGGAGGCUGCCUGACCCAAGAGAACAUUGUAGCCAGCUGUGCCAAAUGUUUCAUCUUUAUUGCUAAUUGUAGGAAGGAUUCCAAGAACCUUGGCAACCACUGGGUGAAGGGAAUUCCUACUGAAGUCAUCCAGAUGGUGUAUGUGCCCAUGACCAGAGUCUUGACCCAGAUGUUUGGUGGAGUGGCUAAGCUGUGCAUGGCCGAAUGCAAGGCAGGCCCCAUGGUGACAAACAAUGGGAACUUUCUGUGGGACAGGAAGUUUGACCUGUUGCAAAAAAGUAGCAAAGUGAACGCAGCCAUCACAAUAAUACCAGGAGCCUUGGGCAUGGCUCUCUUUAUCAACAUGGCCAAAAGAGUCUACUUUGGCGUGGAAGAUGACUCAGUCACAGUGAGGGAGACUCCAGCCAUCUCACGACUGAGGCCCCACCAGUUGAUGAGGCAAAGAAGCCAGAGCCUUUGCCUUAAAGUCCUUCCCUCAGGACAGCCGUUUGGGGUACCUUACAUUCUAAUAGGAGAGGACAAUACAACAAAGGGACUGAAAAUCUGGGGCAGGGAACAGAGGAAGAGUAUUAGGAAAAGUAAUCUAGAGAAUCUUGAACUGAGCUGUUUGGAGGCGAUCACGACGGAAGCGACUGCUUCUGCAAAUGGAAAUUCUAAAGGGGGAAUUGAUGAGAGGAAGAGGUCGCCGGCAUGGCGGCAUCUCCAGUGUGAUUGCUGCGUGUAA